UUAGGGUUAGAGAGAUAUAUGUAUCUGGCUAGUAAGCAUCAUGCUGAUACUAAUCGCUACUACACACUAUUUAUUUGAUACUAAUAAUAACAGCCACAGUAACCCCGACGAUCUCUUCAAGUCAUUCAUACAGCAGCCCCAAAUGCAGACGUUCUCGACUUGAACGUGAUAGACGACGAAAAGUGGAGGCCUCAGGUUCUAAACCCGAUCAGGAAGGUGGACGCCAAAGUCCAAAUGGACUCCACGCGGCUUGAUAAAAAGAGACUCCACACUUGACGAUAAUCGCCGGCCCCACAAUCCUUGUGUUGCCUCGCUUCCUGCGCGGUUUUAAGCCAGAAUCUCUUGAUCGCAACUGAUCCUGAUCAUUACAAGUUCCUUGUUCGGCAUGUCGACCCCGCGCCAUCGGUCUUACAACGGAUGUUGGACCUGCAAACGGGUCAGGAGGAAAUGCGACCGAGCCCGACCAGCCUGCAAAGCGUGCAGUAGCCGUGGAGUGCCCUGUGAGGGAUACGAGAUAAGGCUGCGGUGGGGAUCGGGCAUUGCGUCGCGUGGCCGAUUCACGGGCGCCGAAGAGCCAGUGGAGGCUUCUAUUCCUCCUCGAGUCAAGGGCAGACGGCGCGAUCUGAGUCGAGAAAGGCGCCGAAAACCUGCCAAAGUCGCCAAUGGUAAGGCCGAGGCGGAUUCUUCUCAUCUCAAGCCAGGAGCCGAACAGACUGCCGACGUACGAUUGAACGAACAAGAUCGAUUGUUUCAAGAGUUUCGUUCGUCCGGAAUCAAUGUCCUCCAUUCGACCUCGGUCAACGAUGCGCGGAAUCUCCUCCAAUCCAGGCUGCCGAUCUUGUCUCAACAGUCAAGCUCCUUAUACGCAAUAUGUGUAGCACUCCAGGCUUCUCUCACACCAAAUGUGCAGCCUCGCUUUUAUGAGCAUUUCGAUGUAGCUUUGAAUUUGUUCCGCACAGAACUGUCAAGCAAUGCGACAUACCUGGAGGAUGGGACCUUUACGGCCGGCUUGCUGCUCUGCAGCAUUGGGCUUAUGCAUGCCAUGCCAUGGACGAUGCACUUGCAUGGAAUGUACGGACUUCUUCAGGCACAUGGAUUAUAUGGUCCUGGCGAGCGAACAGAAUUCCGGAGACAUUUAUUGGAAGUGAUGGGAGUCAUGGAUCUACCAACGUUUACUGUUGGCCGCAGCACCUCUCUUGGCUUCUGGCGACAACAUUGUCGCGACCGAACUUCCUUGCAGCACCCCCUCGGUGACGAGGUUGAGGUGGUCAGUGGCCUGCCCAGGUCGUUGUUAGAUAUUAUCUCGUGUAUCGGCCACGGGGCUACUGAGGAGGACUUUUGGAACUGGCCCGGUAGCCCGGGUAGUCUAUCGCAGCACCAGCUGUGGGAGGCAUAUCGACUAGCCGGGUUGUUGGCUAUCAGAUAUAACCACCUACUUCUAGUUCCACAACCCAAUGGAGCGUUAACCGGAUCGACCGUGCAACCGAACGGUGCCAGCAGCCUGACCUUACCGUCCACUACUGUUCUUGUCUCCCGAAUUGUGAGCCACCUGGACGCCAUUCGUAGAGCGUUUACGGAAACAGAGGGCGCCGGGUCGUUGAUUUUCAACGCGAUCAAAUAUCCCGCCUUUAUCGCAGGGCUACAGACGGACAUCAUCAAUGCGCAACCUGAAUUAAAAGAUGUACUUCGAUGUUGUCUAUCCACGUAUGGCCAUCCACAUGGAUUCGAGAGAGAUUUCGAGCUAUUAUUAGAGGUUCUUGAGGAGUGGUGGGUACACCAUCAUGACAUGGCAAAUGCCCACGAACUCGCUUUGGCUCGUGGAAUGGAGAUUGGACUUCUCUAGCUGAGCGUGUCUGCCGUUGGUACUUACUGUGAAAUGGCAUUUGCUCGCCGUAGCAUAAACCAGCAACUGACGGCUCCGCCAUUGUCGGCCAACUCGACCUUCUCGACGACUUCAAACCCAAGUGUGGUGUAAAAUCCCAAAUUCUGCUCAGCUGUACAUUCCAGAACAAUGGGCGUA
This is a messenger RNA of Aspergillus pseudonomiae, 2020 nucleotides long. RefSeq names its product Zn(II)2Cys6 transcription factor domain-containing protein. Lineage: Eukaryota; Fungi; Ascomycota; Eurotiomycetes; Eurotiales; Aspergillaceae. The coding region runs from base 386 to 1843 and encodes 485 amino acids. Gene Ontology annotation, cellular component: nucleus. Gene Ontology annotation, molecular function: DNA-binding transcription factor activity, RNA polymerase II-specific; zinc ion binding; transcription cis-regulatory region binding. The transcript is spliced from 3 exons. The record is from RefSeq and is a predicted model, not a curated record. Gene Ontology annotation, biological process: positive regulation of transcription by RNA polymerase II.